AUGAUGAGUCAUACUCCAAACCAUGGCGUUUACACUCAAAAUGGCGAAACUGGUACUGAAACGAACUUAUAUCACCCAGUGCCAUAUGUGUUUUCACAAUCACAUCAAGGUUCUCAAACAGGUAAACGUGCAUUCUCAUCGGCUUCUCCUCCACAAAAAAUAAUGAAAAAGCCGAGUGCUUUUGUGCCUGAACCGUUUCCUCCAAUUAUUUUCACAUUUAAUGGUGACUCACCAAAUCCUGGGAUAUUACGUUCAAUUUUAAUUGGACUGGAAAAAGAUCAUCAUUGCCAAACUACUUGUCGGUUUAAUGCGAGGAAAGAACUUCUGCUAUUUCCACAAGACGUUACAACUCAAAAAGUUUUAACGGAUAACUUACCGUCGGAUUUAUUUGGUGAGAAUUUUAAAUACAACUCCCGCUGGCCUCGCACCACUGCUAAAACAUUUAGUUGUGUUAUGAAAAACGUGGACCUGUCUAUUGAUAAUAACGACAUGCUAGUAGAUAUUCAAACAAUCGAAAAAGACGUUAUCGGAGUGUCCCGUAUAAGAAAUGCUCAACGAAAUCAACCAACUUCUCUACUACGUCUCGAUUUAGCAAAUGAAAAAGCUCGGGAUAAUCUGUUGGAUAAGAAAAAGAUAAUCAUCACACCAUUUGUUUACUCUAUUGUGGAAUAUAUUCCACCAAUUAAAAUUACCCGAUGCUAUAAAUGUCAAGAACUUGGUCAUUUUGCUAAUGAGUGUAAAAAUAAUGUCAAAUGUGGGAAAUGUGGAGGUGAACAUCUACUCGAAAACUGUGUCAGUCCAUCAUUAAAAUGUCCAAACUGCGGAGAGGCGCAUCGAGCGACUUUUCCAGGGGGUAAAGUCCGUCUGCAGUACAUUAGUAACGUUAAAGCGAAAUCUUUCGCAGAUAUUGUCUCGGCUGGGCCACCACUUAGUCUUAGUCGCUCAAAUAACUUUAAUUUACAACAACAACAAAUUUCGCGAACCACUAUCUCAACAUCAAGUAAUAGUGAUAAAUUAGACCUAUCCAAAGCUAUAGGUGACAUAUCAAAAAGUUUAGCAACUGUCAUGAACGAGAUUCAACAGAUUCAACAAACAAUCAGCUAUCAAAGUCUCUCAAAUGAACAAACUAUUAAUAACUGUCAAUGCUUACUCACAACGAUUGUUACCACAUUAGUCCCUAUCAUCAGCAAGUAUGCGGAUCAAAGCGAUAGAUAUGCAUUAGAACAAUUUAUGGAAUCAAUAUUUAGAUCGAAUAAUUCAUAUAACAACUCCUCAAACAUACAAACAUUAGACUCGGUAAACGAAACAAUCAUAAUACCAACUCAAAUAAGAUUAGAUACUAUAGAAGGACUAACAUGA
Molecule: messenger RNA, 1359 nt
Organism: Didymodactylos carnosus
Lineage: Eukaryota; Metazoa; Rotifera; Eurotatoria; Philodinida; Philodinidae
Source: the annotation of a GenBank genome assembly